AUGGACAAGACAGCGUUUCCUCCCCAGGGGCUUUACUAUGAUGGAGCGGUCCAACGUGCAACAUCGGGUAAAACAUUUCAAACGGUGGAUCCUGCCACGGCGUCAGCGCUCGCAUCGGUCGACAUCGCCUCUAGCUCCGAUAUAGACCAUGCCGUCGUAUCCGCUCAGAGGGCUUUUAGCAGCUGGUCGAAGACUCCCAUCCCAGCUCGUGCUAGAAUUCUUCUAAAAGCUGUGGAGAUCUUGCGGCUGCGAAAUGAUGAGAUUGCCCGGAUUGAAACUUUGGAUACAGGCAAAGCGUUUUCUGAAACGAGUACCGUGGAUGUCAUCACCGGCGCCGAUGUGCUAGAGUACUACGCGGGCUUGAUUAGCGGGGGCGGAUUGAACGGAGAGACGACGCAGCUGAGAGAAGAUGCGUGGGUGUAUACGAAGAAGGCGCCGCUGGGUGUCUGUGCUGGAAUCGGCGCGUGGAAUUAUCCCAUUCAAAUCGCCUUGUGGAAAUCAGCGCCCUGUCUGGCUGCUGGGAAUACGAUGGUAUACAAGCCCAGCGAAUUUACACCGCUCCAUGGGCUCGUUCUUGCCCAGAUAUACACCGAGGCCGGCCUACCGCCAGGAGUGUUCAACGUGGUUCAUGGAGCAGGCGAUGUGGGCGCCCACCUCACGACGCAUCCCGGAAUCGCCAAGGUUUCCUUCACCGGACAGGUUGCAACGGGUAAAAAGGUUGCAGGGUCAGCAGCCGGGAGCAUGAAAUACGUUACCAUGGAGUUGGGCGGGAAGAGCCCGCUCAUCGUCCUCCCCGACGCGGACCUAGAAAGCGCCGUUGACGGAGCAAUGCUAGCCAACUUUUUCAGCACGGGUCAAGUCUGCACAAAUGGAACCAGGGUGUUUGUGCCAGCAACGUUGAAGUCCGACUUUGAGUCCUUGCUUCUGAGCAAGAUGAAGUACAUCCGUGCGGGUCCCACAAUGGACGCCAACACGAAUUAUGGCCCGCUGUCUUCCGCGACACACUACGAAAAAGUAGUAAACUAUAUCCGCCAUGGCAUUGAGCAGGAUAGGGCGACGCUACUUUACGGCGGCCCCGACCCUCCCGCCAGCCUUGAUUCAUCCGUUCGAAAUGGCUAUUGGGUCGCCCCAACCGUCUUCACCGACUGUACCGACAACAUGAAAAUAGUCCAAGAGGAAAUCUUCGGCCCUGUCAUGUCCAUCCUCACGUACGACACAGUCGACGAAGCCGUGCGUCGAGCGAAUGACACUCCGCUGGGGUUAGCAGCAGGCGUGUUCACGCGCGAUAUCAAUCUAGCGCAUAGGAUAAUUGAUAGAUUGGAUGCCGGCAUUACGUGGAUCAAUUCUUGGGGGGAAUCUCCGGCAGAGAUGCCCGUGGGCGGAUGGAAAAUGAGCGGUCUGGGCGUCGAGAAUGGCCGAAGGGGGAUUGAAGCGUGGGUGAGGAAUAAGAGCACGUUGGUGGAUAUGGGCGGGAAGAUUGCAACGGUAUUUACAAAGCUGUAG
This is a messenger RNA of Uncinocarpus reesii 1704, 1503 nucleotides long. RefSeq names its product betaine aldehyde dehydrogenase. Gene Ontology annotation, molecular function: aldehyde dehydrogenase (NAD+) activity. NCBI's taxonomy places the organism in Eukaryota, Fungi, Ascomycota, Eurotiomycetes, Onygenales, Onygenaceae. The record is from RefSeq and is a predicted model, not a curated record. Bases 1 to 1503 code for a protein of 500 amino acids. The transcript is spliced from 2 exons.